This is a messenger RNA of Fusarium graminearum PH-1, 690 nucleotides long. RefSeq lists its product as uncharacterized. The coding region runs from base 1 to 690 and encodes 229 amino acids. The transcript has 2 exons. Lineage: Eukaryota; Fungi; Ascomycota; Sordariomycetes; Hypocreales; Nectriaceae. The record is from RefSeq and is a predicted model, not a curated record.
AUGCUCUUCACAUAUCUUCUCCCUAGUCUUCUCGUUACUUCUGCAGUAGCCCUCCCAGUCGCGGACAUUGGUGAAUCCGAGGACAACCUCGUACUCUUCAAGCGUGAUGAUAUCCUCAGUGCGCGCGAUAUUGAGCUCGCCAACAUCCACGGUGUUGACCUUACUGAGAUGUAUAAGCACUCAAUGAUCAAACGAGACGAUGGAGACCACAUCGUUGUUUGGGUUGCCCGUGACUUCAUUGAGGCCAACGAUGAGCAGGGCGUUAGCAAACGCCAAUCUGCCCGCCCCGGUACCAAGAGUGACUUCACUUCUGACAACAAGGCCGACUAUUGCCGCGAUCACACAAGGCAUGACCAAACAGGUCCAAACGGGCCAUACUCUGGUGGCGUCCAGGCCAUGUAUGACUGGGCUCGUAACCACUCAGGUGGCAGAUGGCCUCUUACUUCCAGCUGGAAGAACCUCGUCCUCGCCGGCUCAAACAGUGGAGCCAACGCUCUCUAUAAGGCCAAGACCACUGGCGGUGAGACCAGUAUCGGCACUAAAGAUGUGCGAAACGACGCGGACUGGACUCGGAAUAGGGCUCGUGAAUUCAGUGGCCGCGGAUGGAGGGCUUCUUCCAAAGGCGGGGAGACUUGCGGUUUGCAGGUGCGCAUCAACUACGAAAUCGUCAAGACUGAUUAUAAGCUCUGA